Messenger RNA from Phycodurus eques (leafy seadragon), 2858 nucleotides. It is a transcript of the gene stc2a, whose product is annotated as stanniocalcin 2a. Gene Ontology annotation, biological process: intracellular calcium ion homeostasis. Bases 154 to 1002 code for a protein of 282 amino acids. The transcript has 4 exons. Gene Ontology annotation, cellular component: extracellular region. Lineage: Eukaryota; Metazoa; Chordata; Actinopteri; Syngnathiformes; Syngnathidae. The record is from RefSeq and is a predicted model, not a curated record. Gene Ontology annotation, molecular function: hormone activity.
CUCUGAGAAAUAUAGGCAGCAUCCACGGCGGCACAUGCAUUCACUUGGACGCCGAGCCGCAGCCAAUCCGAGGUCAACCAUCACGCGCCAUCCACGCACGCAUUACGCACGCGUUCCACGUAUAUCUUUGCCGGAGAAGGGGCUAGAGACGCGAUGUUUCUUAAAGUGGCCGUAGCGCUGCUGGUUCUCUCUGUACUGGAGCAAGUGGUCGGCUCGGAUAAUAUCGACAUUUACGACAUCCCGCCGGAGAAGCCUGUCUUCCCCAAAGGACGCCUCUCACUGCAGAAUACAGCUGAGAUCCAGCACUGUCUGAUGAGUGCGGGUGACGUCGGCUGCGGUGUGUUCGAGUGCUUUGAGAACAACUCCUGCGAGAUACGAGGGCUACAGGAGAUCUGCAUGACGUUCCUGCAUAAUGCUGGCAAAUUUGACUCUCAGGGAAAAUCCUUCAUCAAGGAUGCUCUGAAGUGUAUGGCCCACGGGCUUCGACACAAGUUUAGCUGCAUCAGUAGGAAGUGUGUUUCCAUAAAGGAGAUGGUGUUCCAGCUCCAGAGAGAGUGUUAUAUCAAACACAAUCUGUGCUCAGCUGCUAAGGAGAAUGUGGCCGUAAUGGUGGAGAUGAUCCAUUUCCAAGAUCUCUUCCCUAAAGGUCCUUAUGUGGAGCUGGUGAAUAUUUUGCUGGGUUGCGGAGAGGAAGUGAAGGAAGCAUUAACUCGUAGUGUGCGGCUUCAGUGCGAGCAGAACUGGGGAGCUUUGUGCGACAGCCUCAGCCUCUGCUCAGCCCUGACGCCUUCACCCUCGGCUGACGAACAACGCCGCCCCUCGCCAUCUCAACCUCAGCCUGAGCACCCUCGCCACCUACGCCACAGUGACAGGGACAAACCCGGUAAAGUUGGGUUCCAUGGCCACCCUCGCGGUCGCAGUCAGGGAAUGCGCCGCCAGGGUCCAGAUGCCGCAGUAGCAGUGGAGCAAGAAGACCCUGAGGCCACUGACAUUAGGACGUGAAAAUGCAGGAGGUUACAACACUGAUAUCCCCAACAUCAUUUAAUAGCACACUUGGACAUUUACACAUGAACACACACACACACAAACUGAGCAGAGGGAAACAAACCCCUUUUCUGUGUUCUUUUUUUACCUUUUCCAGUCAUUCCAGCAGUCCCACAUGGUAAACCUGCAGGGUAAUUGUGGCAUAGCAAGUAUUGUUACGCCUGACUACAGGCCACAUUUUUUUGUAAUGAAUAAUAAUUAUUAUUAUGGUGAUUAUUUCUACUUUUAGGACUGUUUUGGCUAAUUUAGCAUUUUUCUAAUCAUACUUACUGUAAAAUGUGAUUAUUUGUAUUUAUUUUCUUCUUUCUGAAAUGUUGAAAUAUUCAAAUGUAAAUAGGGAAAAAAACUAUAUUUAUAUGAACAUGUAUAAAUAUAGUUACAAAUAUAAAAUAGUUAUGUGUUAGAGGAAGUAUACAGCGUGCUGUUUUUCCUCACAUUAUUGCACCUAUCUCAUAUUGUGCUGUAGAUAGGAAACAUACACCAUUUGUUGUUAGCAAGUGGGAUUGUGUAUUGUAAUUAUAAAGAUACUUGAUAGUGAAAUACCAAUUGUACACGUUUGAAGUCCAGUUCUGGCACAUAUUAAUUGUAGUGCAUUAUUACAGCCAUGACGCCAACAGACAAGUUAGGAAUUAAAAUGAACAUAUUAUUAAUACAUAAACUGAUUUUGGAUAUCACCCAAAUCUGAAAAUUGUUGGCCGGUUAACAGUGCAGACACGAGGAAUAAGCUACGAUUUGUAUGUUAUUAAUUGAACAGAAGAGACGGAUGUAACGUUCAAAGCUGUUCUUGUGCACUGGCAAGUGUUCCAACAUUCUCUCCAAGCUUGUAACCAUCAGCAAAUGAUUACAUCUAACACAAAGAAAGGGGUCUCAGCAUGUUUUAUACAAAGAAGUGAGGUUAUUGAAUGUUCUGUCUUUAUGAUGUUGAGCCACAAAUUUCUUUGCUGUUGCACUUUUGUUAGCUUUUGUUGGACUGCUGAAAGUUUAAAAAAAAAAAAAAAAAAAAAAAAAACAUGUGACCCGCCAUCUUUAUCUUAUCUUCACUUUAUACGGCAUAUUUAAUUUGACCAAGCCUCACCUACAUCACCAAAUUCAAUAGAGUAUGUAUGCUCAUUGCUCUGGACUGCAUUGAGCCAUGUUUCCCAUUCUUGUUGUGUCCCAUGCCUUGCUUGCACCCUUGAAAUUAGUCCUUUUCCUCUCAAGUCCUUCCCCACGGUCAGCAGCGAUGUGAGUUCCUGUUAUUGCGCCUGUUUGAGCUGCAGGCGAUACAACAAGGACCCAGGAAGUGGGUUACGUCCACACAUGGGGUAUGUUAUUAUAAAUGUUAUAUUUACAGAGGCCACUAGAGCAUUCCUCUGGGCCUCAGCCAAGAGCCAGCAACUCCAAGAGGCAGGCCAGCUGAGAGCAAGGCCUAUUUCUUUUCUUUUUUUUUUUUUUUUAAAUUAUUUUUUACAGUCUUCCCUCAGGUUAUUGACGCCUGCUGUUGACCUUUUAAGCCCAGCCAUGCUUUUGCAGUAAAAAUAAAGUUUAGAAGCAUGUCAAACCACCCUUCAAAGCACAAUGACAGUAUGCAGUCAACAUAAAUUUCAGUUUGAGUGUGUAAUGUCUAACCCUGUAAUUUUGAAACCAUUACAAUCUCCAUUUAAAAACAAAAACAAGUUCCCUUUCUGUUACAGAGGUUGGAGACCUAAGGAGACAUAAGCUAUUUUUAUUGAAUAUGUACUGUAUAUGUGUAACGUGACAUUUUGUUCAAUGUCGUGACUUGUCUUUAUGUAUUAGAACAAUAAACUAACCUUGUUCCUUUUUUCAUCACCCAA